AGCACUACUACUGACAUUGUGAUUACAAACUUAAAUCGAGAAAGAAAUGUUCAUCAAAGGCAUUCUUCUGCUGUUGGCAGUCAUUUCCUUAUCCACAGGACGACUCCUUCCCGAACCGGAAACGCGUAUUAUUGGCGGAAAAGAUGUGGACAUCGAAAGUGCACCUUGGCAAGUGUCCUUGCGUUCUUUUGGAGGACAUAUCUGUGGCGGAUCAAUUUAUAACGAAAGCAUUAUCAUUACUGCUGCCCAUUGUUUUUUUAACGAUGAUGGCACAUUACAACAGGCCAAGGACCUUACGGUUCUUGCAGGAUCCGCAGACAAGCAAUCAAGUGCAACUAUUGUGAAAGUGGCUAAAAUUAAGCCUCAUGAGAAUUAUAUCUCUUCCUCAAAGGGCUACGACAUCGGCAUACUUAAAUUAAGUGAACCACUUGACCUAACAACAAACAAAAUCCAAAAGAUUGCUUUGGCAGAGAAAGAUCCUGCUCCUGGAAAAAAAGGCCGGGUGACAGGCUGGGGAUAUGUAAAAAAAGCCCUGGUGUCUGAUCAUCAGGGAGAAUUAUAUACGACGUACAGUCCUUUUCACCUUCACGCCGUUGAUAUAAAGAUUCAACAGCUGGGCGUUUGUAAAAAAGGGUUUUACGAAGUACCAAAUAAUUUAUUUAUCUGUGCUGGAUCCGAUGGAUCAACGACAUGCGAAGGAGAUUCCGGUGGACCGUUGGUAGUCGACAACAAAUUAGCGGGAAUUGUGUCAUUUGGUUACGUAUUUUGCACAAGUUUAACCGUUUAUACAAGUGCUUACCAGUUAAGUGAAUGGAUUCGAACCAAUGCGGCCUCGAUUUGAAUAUGCAUCAUAAAAGUUCAUUAAAACUUUUAUCAACGUAGCAAAAAAAAAAGGC
Drosophila serrata is the source of this 896-nucleotide messenger RNA. RefSeq names its product trypsin beta-like. NCBI's taxonomy places the organism in Eukaryota, Metazoa, Arthropoda, Insecta, Diptera, Drosophilidae. Gene Ontology annotation, biological process: proteolysis. Gene Ontology annotation, molecular function: serine-type endopeptidase activity. The record is from RefSeq and is a predicted model, not a curated record.